Molecule: messenger RNA, 3768 nt
Organism: Solea solea (common sole)
Lineage: Eukaryota; Metazoa; Chordata; Actinopteri; Pleuronectiformes; Soleidae
Gene: vegfab
Product: vascular endothelial growth factor Ab
Exons: 8
Coding region: 1238-1960 (240 amino acids)
Biological process (GO): positive regulation of mast cell chemotaxis; sprouting angiogenesis; positive regulation of protein phosphorylation
Cellular component (GO): membrane
Molecular function (GO): heparin binding; chemoattractant activity; growth factor activity
Source: RefSeq, a predicted model, not a curated record
CUGUUGCUGCUGCUGAGGAGGAGAAGGGAAGAAAAAGAGCCCAGUCGGCGCUUCAGCCACUACCGGUCUCUGUUACACCGCAGUGACGGCGAAAUGAAGUCACGAGACUUUCCAUGAAGUGUGUGCGCAAUGACUGGCGCGCUCGCGGCGAACCGGCAACGUUGCACGGCGCACGCACACAGGGACGUACGUGGCCAGACACACACGCGCUCUUCACUCUGAGCAAGUUUGGUUUUCCCUCCUCUGAUCAUGACACAUUCACUCCCUAAUGUCAACACGGCGACUCUAACGUUAAUCCUCGGAACCUAAAUGUAUUCCAGGGGGUUUUAAAUCACAAGGGUCGCAUCCAAAAAGUCACGCGUUUGUUUAGAAGGAGAGAGACCGCGCAUCUUCCAGAGAAAAGAGGCGGUCUGCACAUGACUGACAUGUGGGAAUGAUGAAAUCGAUUUGUGAAAGCAUGGGCACAGUGGGUGGCGUUUCGACCGGCGAAAUAUGGCUAAAAUGUCACAACGCGAGUUGUUGUUUUUUUUUUUUUCCCUCCCGCUGUGAAAUAAAGAAACCAGAGAAUGAGAGCGGCGGCGCGCGAGCUGCUGCGCUGCGUUUUUAAUAGCUUACUGGUGAUGGUGUGGUCACAUGAGUCGUUUUGAUAGAUGAAACUUUGAAUAAAAAGAGAAAGGACACACCUACUCGGUACUAAUGAUCCACAGAGGCUUUGCGUGUAGUCGCUCCCACAUUAUGGAGAGACCGCGGUGAGUGUUCACUCAGCGAGCUGACCUGCAUGUAGUGCGCAGUGACGACGGAAUAAAACAGUCAGAGCAAGCGGGCAAAGUUUUUGCAGGACGCGAAAUUUCACUGUGCGGUUUUAUUUUUCACUUAACGUCCUCCUGAUCCGCGGGUUCAAAUUGCACACAUACAAGUUUCCAAUGGACAGAUACUUGGAGACGGCUGGCGCAACAAGCAUGGGAUUAUUUUUGUAAUGUGGAUCGCUACUCCCUUGCAAGAAAAUAAAGGUCUGCUGCGGAACAAUGUGAGACGUUGUGCGUCUUGGAUUUUCGUGUUUCUGGAUAUCUUGAAAAUCAUUGGAAACAGUUGAGGAAGAGAAGAAGAGAAGAAGUUACGCGCAAUUGUAAGGAUUGUACCCUUCAACCCCCGGGACCACCAUGGAUUACAACAACCCCUUCCCCCUGUCUAGAGAAGUUUGAGCCGGUUCACUUGUGUUGUACUUGUUGUAAACUUCAUGUUUGAGAACAACUCGCCACAUUUGGCUGCUUGGAUUUUAAAACGUCGCCUGUUUUUGGAUUGGAUUUCCAACACCAUGAAUUUUAUUGACAGUUUGACACUAUUAUUUUUGACGCUGUCAGCUGUCAAGAGUGCCCACAUACCGAAGGCAGCAGAAAGAGGUCCACAUGAUGUGAUCCCUCUAAUAGAGGUGUACAACAAGAGUGUGUGCCAGCCGCGGGAGCUGCUGGUCGAAAUCCUGCAGGAGUAUCCGGAGGAGGUGGAGCACAUGUUCAUCCCGUCCUGCGUGGUGUUGACGCGCUGUGCCGGCUACUGCAACGACGAGAUGCUGCAGUGCAUGCCAGCGUCCAGCUAUAAUGUAACAAUGGAGAUAAAAAGAAUAAAAUCCCAGAGACAGCAAAAUGAUGUUUUCAUGAGUUUCUCAGAGCACAGCGCAUGUGAGUGUAGGUUAAAGAAAGAAGUGAAAGAACAGAAAGAAAAAAAAUCCCGGAAAGGCAAGGGUAAAGGCCUAAAGAGAAAACGAAAGAAAAACCGCGACAAAACAAUUCACGACGCUGUUUGUGAGCCGUGUUGCGAUCACUGCACAGAGAGGAGGAGGCGCUUGUUCGUGCAGGACCCCGUGACCUGUCGGUGCUCCUGCAAACACACAGACGCAUACUGCAAAGAACGCCAGCAAGAGCUCAACGAGAGGACCUGCAAAUGUGACAAGCCCAGAAGAUGAGAGAGGUGGGAUCACCAGAUGUACAAGAUGAAGGAAUAUUCUAGCGAUAUUUCACAGCACAGCACUUUGACCUUUUGAACCGUAAGCUCUUCUUUUCUGUGGAAAGCAUUCCCCUUGGACUGGCUGAGAGAGAACAAAAAAAAAAGAAAGAAAGACUGGACUGAAGUCUCCUCCCACUGUAUAUCUCUGUGUACAUAGACCACGACAAAAGAAAAAUAAGAGUACAGAAUUGUUAUGCUGCUACAGAAACGAAUAACUAAAAACCCGUCAUCUGACACGACGCAACUAUCCGCCACGUGGUUUUGCAUUUCUAACAGGCUUGCUGUGCAGGUGUAGUCUUGUUGUCAAUUCAUUGUAUGCAAUUACUUCACUGGAUGUGAGUCUACUGUGGUUGUGUGUCAAUCAAAGUCGCGAAAAAACCUCUCACUCUAAGAUGUAUUUACCCGCUCGGGCGGCGGGCGAGGCUGAAGAAGACACGGGCACGCUCUCUUUUUUGGAAAUAGUGGACAGAUUUUCCCGUCUACGUCUUGUGCUCGUAGGCGACAACAGGAGGACACUGGUACAGCUGAUGGAAAUCUUGAAUCGGUGUCCGUGCGAUAUCACUUCCUCUCCUCCGCGGACGUUUGCAGGACUGACGUGAGACAAAAAAAAAACCACAAUAUUUUCACUAUUGUGCUCAGCCUGCGGCGAGGAGGGUCUGACUCUGCAGUGCCAUAUACAUACAUAUAUAUAUAUAUAUGUAUAUAUAUAUACAUAUAUAUACAUAUAUGUAUAUAUAUAUAUAUAUAUAUAUUCAAAGGGAUAACGGUUAUCAGUAAGAGCAUGUAGUGUUUUGCUAUGUCGUUCAUGAAAAGAGAAAAAAACCACUGAAAACAUCCUAUACUGUAGAUUCCAUUUGAAAAACUGUGCCUCACAAAAUGUACUGAGAAAUCUUUCGAGUGCUUUUUAAAUUAUUUUUGUUUUUCAGGACGGGGGGGGGGGGAUUGUCAAAGUAGUUUUGUUAGUCGUCGAACUUAAUACAUAAUCUAUUGAUUACAUAUCUUCCUUUUCUGAACGUGUACAUACUUAAUAUCCCUUUCAUGCCAUAGUCCAUUCUAGAUAAUUUAUAAUGUUAUAUAGAGCUAUUUUUCAGUAUUCAGUCUUCUACCCAUAUUUAAUUUGGUCUAUUUAUAUAUAUAUAUAUAUAUAUAUGCAGUGUUAUGUACAUGUGGCUGUCCUAUCUCCCCCACAUUUGUUAAGGUCACUGAUAGCGACUCUCAUCAGCAUUGAGACUCUUAUGCUUUUCUGUGGAAGAAAGAAAGAAAAAAAAAUCAAAAAAAAAAAAUCAAAAAAUGAUUUGUUAACAUUCCCUAAAUGGAUCACUUGUAUUAAUGUACUGAUGACAUCUCUGGAUAUUCAACCCCUCGUUUCUAAGGGUGUGGGUGCUGUGUAGAGUUUUAACGUGUGUGUGUGUGUGUGUGUGUGUAUGGAUGCGUGUCCGCGUGCACUUGUCGAGGUGCACAUCUAUGUGUAGGUGUUAGUUUGUUGUAUUUAAGUAUUUAAGUAUGUUAAUGGACCGGUGUUCUGUCCGUCCUUGCCAGAUGCAAAUACAAGUAAACUACUGCUAGCAGCUCAGCGUACACUACUACAACACAAAAGGAUAACAGACUGCCGCCGUCGGUCGUACAGCCCUCGUUAUUAUUUUUAUUAUUAUUAUUAGUUUUCCUUUGUCUCCUCUUCACUAUUAACAUGUUUUCUGUGUCUAUGUAAAACAGUAAAGCAUAUUUAUUUUCAAAUGAUAUUGUUUUUAUAUAAAAUAAGAAAAGGUU